Xyrichtys novacula (pearly razorfish) is the source of this 3149-nucleotide messenger RNA. The record is from the annotation of a GenBank genome assembly. NCBI's taxonomy places the organism in Eukaryota, Metazoa, Chordata, Actinopteri, Labriformes, Labridae.
GGAGACGACUUAAAACUACACCAUCUGUAUGCCUCUGCGUUACUGGGACAGGAAGUGAGGUUCCUGAACACGCAGAUAGGUGCCUCAGAUUGCGCCUGUUCAAAAUAAACUUCGCUGUGUGUGGAGAAGCGAUGAGGAUUUGUCUUUCUGUCACUUUUUUUUGGAAGAAUUAUUUGGAUUUGAAGGACCAGACUUCUAGAGGUUUGUAAUAGGGCAGUUCGCCAUGUACAUUCUGAAUUUAUUAAUCUGUGCUGCAGUUUGGGAGUUUGGAUUUACAGGAAGUCUGACUGUGCCGCAGUAACAGAUGAUUGAUUUCCAGUUUAACUGUAUCAGUGCAGGUGUAGCGAUAGAAGUGAGUGGUAGUUUACAAAAAUAUACACCAGUGACAGUAUGAAAUGUAAUAAAAAUGCAAAAUAUUAUGCAAAAAAAGUUAUAAGUGAUUGAAAUUAGGAUUGCUUGUGUGUUGCUGUAAAGGGUGCAUUUUACAGCAGCAGGUGGAGCUUUGAUACUUUUGCCUUUAUACAAUGCAUGUGCUUGUUUGCAAUGUCUGACUGCAGCAUAAGCAGUCAGUAGAUGCGUUAGUAGGUCAUAAGCCAAAUUUACCCAUUUCCAGUUGUAUAUGACUAAAAAGGAAAAACCAAAUGAAUGUUCCUCAGUCAAAAGAGGAGAAGCCCCCAAAUUACCACAUCAAAGCUCCUAUGAGGAGUUAUUAUCGGGUUAUGAAUCAGACUGAAAUUAACAACCAUGUGUCUCUAUGAUGUACAAAAGCUUAUGAGACCAUUAGUGAAUAGACUGACUAUGUCCAUGUAGUCAUUUUGAAGCCUGUAACUGAUGUGAGAGGGUAAGUACAUUACAAAAACAGCUUUAGGUACUUUACCCACAGCAAAUUAUUCGUGCUGAGUCAAAAAUAUUACAGGGAACAAAAGGAGAAGGUUUUGUUGUCAAUUCAUGUCACUUUCUGACGAAAUCAGCAACAGUAUUAUUACAGCCCUCGGGAUCAAUAAACACGGAGUUGCGUUCAACUGGUACAGUUUUUAUUUCUUUAUUCCUCGCUUCGAGUACCGUGACACUAAAAACACAGCAAAAAUACUAAUCAUGUUUCAACAAAACAGUACUUAAAUAUUUGCAUUUUAAACACAACUUCACUAUUAAAACAACCACAGUUAUAACAUUUGAAACAAUUUCUCCCCCCGACAAUAUCAAGACCACGCGUAAUCGCAAACAAUAACACGCCACUCAAACUGUUUCACACCUACCUUUUCCUCUCUCCACAACAGCCCGCUCAUUUUCGUGUAGCAAACUGGCGUGUGAUGUCACUAUUUAACCUCUGUUGGUGUGCUGACCCCGGAUGUGAAUAACCUGCUCAGAUGGCCACUUACAAGUAUUGAGAGACAGUAUCAAUUAUUGCUUUGUCUACAGGGGGCGUUAAAGUCAAUGCAAACAGAGAGUUCCUCAUGGGAGCUUUAACAUGUCUGUGUCAAUAAAGAAUACUCUCUAAAAACUUCUACAACUGCCUUUGGAGUUGAAAUGUCUGGAAAGUGAUCCAUGCAACUGGUAAACAGCAUUUGCAACAAAUAACUUCAAUGACUUUUGAGCGCACCCGCUUCAAUUUAACAAUGAUUUCAACAGUCUACUGUAAAAUUUAUACUUUUGUUUUGAUCUUUGUCAUUUCAGAUGAGUGUUGAAGUGGAAAGGAAAUUUCUGUGCAAUGCUGACACCCUAAAAACACUGGAAGAGAUAGGGGGUGAGUGUUUGACUUGUUUGCAAUGAUAAUUUUAAAUUUUAGCGAUUUGACUGAUGCUGUGAUCGGUCCUCACAAGGGUUGCUGAGAAACUUUUACAAUCACUUGCCAUCUAUCUCUUUCUGUUUAUUUAUCUGUUUCAGCUUGAUUAUGUUUACACAUCUACAUUUUUAAAGUCCUACCUGUUUGACCUUUUGUCUUUAGCCAGCGUUCGCCAGCACCAGUUCCACGACCAGUACUAUGACAGCCCGAAGUUUGACCUGACUUUAAGAGAUGCGUGGCUGCGUAAGCGUAAAGGAUGCUGGGAACUCAAGUGCCCGACCACAGAAAAGACAAGCGGAGAACAAUCUAAAGCAGCAGCGCUGUGCACCCGCUACAAGGAGAUAACAAACCUUCCUGAAAUUCAGCAGAGAGUGACAAAGAUCAUGAAAGACAAUUGUGAGGACACAGAGACAAGCCUCUCUCUGGAGGGUGAGGCUUGGCUAAGCAAAAUGAAUCUGGUGUGCUUUGCAGAGUUUACAACAGUUCGCAGGUCUUUUGUCUUAGAGGAGGAAGGGGUGCAGAUAGAUCUUGACCAAGCUGACUUUGGCUACUGUGUGGGAGAGAUAGAGGUCCUUGUUCCAGAGGGAGGAGAUGUACAAUCUGCUUUGGAGAAGAUUGAAAGAACAGCUCAGAAGCUCGGUGAGUUCAAAGCAUAGACUAUGGUUUAAAGCUAAUCAACUUUUAAUAUACUGUAUAUGAAUAUGAUAUUUCAACUUCCUUUAAAUGUCACUUAUAUCUCUUAUUAUUCUUUUGUACAGGUCUCAGUGGAGAUCAGCGAAUUGAAGGAAAAAUGAAUGUUUACCUCAAGAGAUACAACCCAAAACACUAUGAAAAGCUGAUGAGUCAACAUAUUUUGUGAGAGGUAUUCCAGAUUACCUGUUGUUAGGGUGGAUAUCUUUAAAGCAGGAUGUUUUAUAUUUGUAAAACAGAGAGAAAAAAUGUGAAAGGGGAAAGAUCUUUUAAAAUGUGUUAAAAACAAACUGUCAAUUCAAUAACCCCUUUACAUUUUUAUUUAUAGGAAGCCUCAAUGUCUGUUGUUGGUCCUACUUUUUUUUACAAACUGUAUCCUUUGCACUACACACACUUAAGAAGGGUAGUAAAUGAAGCAAAGAUGUGACUCUCAGUCGAAGGGAGGAGUGUGGGACUUGUUAUUGUUGUUGUUGUAAAAAGGUGUUCAAUAGGUCUGCUAGCUCAAAGUGAAUUUAAGGCUUUGGAGAUUUCUUUUUUUAAUUUAUAAUCAAAUCCUUAUUUUUUUCUGUGAGGCUUUUUAAUAUGACUUGUCAGGCAGAAUGAAUAUCCCAUCACCCCAGAUUGAAUACAUGACAAAACAUGCAAAAUAAAAUGGUUCUACAUCUGUUCAAUCUCA